ACUGUAAGUGCUUAGGCCAUGACACUUGUAAUUUGAAAAUGGCACGAGCGAGUCGCAAACGAAGUUGCAAUGCCUUAAGCAACUUAAGGGAAACUAUGAGUUUAUCAGCUGUGACUGUUCUAAUCUGCUUGGGAACCAAUCAUUUGGUAUUGGCUGGUGGCUAUGGAGGAGGCUAUGGCGGAGCUGGAGCUUCAGCUUCGGCCAGCGCUAGUGCAAGCAGUUUUUCUUCGGGAGGUAAUGGCGGUGGCUGUAGUGGCGGCUGUGGUGGCGGUGGCGGUGCUGCUGUUGGCAAUCCCUUUCUUCCUGGUGGUGGCCUCAGCAUACAUAAGGAAGUCAGUCUGAAUGGACUUAAGCAAGGAAUUAGCGGUGUAGUUGGUGGCAUUUUAGAUGGUGUGGGCAAAUUGCAUUUCGGUCUUGCAGCAGCUGGCGGUGGUGGUUUCGGUGGAGGUGCAGGCGGUGGUUUUGGAGCUCCUGUUAAAAGCGGCAAUCCUUUUUUGUCAGGCGGCAAAGGUGGUAUAGGGGCCUCUGUUUCAGCCGUUGGACAUGCAGGAAUUUUAAAUGGACCUAGUAGUUGCGGUAAUGGUGGUUCAUGUGGUCCAAAUGGUUCUGGUAGACCCAGUGGCUCUGGGCCCAUUAGGAACCCGGAUUUAUCCUAUGUACCUCCCGUAGGCGGAAAUCAGCCAUGGCAGCCUGGUGCAGAUCCAAAUAUUAACUCGAUUGGUAGCCCCUCAGAUUGGCAUCCAGGUGUAAAUCCAAAUCCUACAACAUGUCGCGGUGGCUCGUGUGGUGGUUCAAAAGGACCAGUUGGGCCAGGGAGUGUUCCUGGUGGAUACGGAGGAGGUGCUGGAGGUGGAGCCGGUGGUGGAGGCGGUGCUGGAGGUGGUGCAGGCGGCGCUGGGGGUCACGGUGGCAGUCAUGGAAACCCUGGUAGGCAUGGUAGUCCAGGAGCGUAUGGCAGUGGUGCUGGUGGUGGAGGCGGAGGAGGAGGAGCUGGAGGUGGUGGCGGCGCUGGUGGAGCUGGCGGUCAUGGUGGAGGUUUUGGUGGCGCUGGUGGUGUAGGAGGCUUUGGUGGACGACCUGGUAGUCCUGGAGGAUAUGGUGGUGGAACAGGUGGUGGUGCUGGCGGCGGUGGUGGUGCUGGUGGAGGUGCAGGAGCAGCCGGAGGUUAUGGUGGAGGCUCUGGCAGUGCUAGCGGACCUGGAAACUUUGGUGGUCCCACAGGUCCCGGCGGAUAUGAUGGUGGUGUAGGAGGUGGUUCUGGUGGAGGUGGAGGAGCCGGGGGAGGUGCAGGAAGUUCUGGGGGCCUUGGAGGUUACGGCGGAAGCCCAGGAAGUCCCGGUAGACCAGGUAAACAAAGUGGAUAUGGAGGCGGUGGUGGUGGCGGUGCUGGAGGUGGUGGUGGAGCUGGUGGUGGAGCUGGUGGUGGAGCUGGUGGUGGCGCAGGCUAUGGAGGUGGUCUAGGAGGAGCAGGGGGUUAUGCUGGAAUUCCAGGUAGUCCUGGUGGACCCGGUGGUUAUGGCGGUGGAGUAGGUGGCGGUGCAGGAGGUGGAGGAGGAGCCGGAGCUGGCGGAGGAACCGGAGUUGGUAGCAGCGGUGGUCCAGGAGGACCUGGCGGUUAUGAUGCAAGUCCUGGUGGUUAUGACGGUGGUGCCGGAGGUGGUGGAGGCGGCGGAGCUGGAGGUGCCGCAGGCUUUGGAGGUGGAGUAGGAGGAGCCGGCGGUUAUGGUGGAAGUCCUGGUCUACCAGGCAGCCCUGGUGGCCAUGGUGGUUAUGGUGGAGGAGCAGGCGGUGGUGCUGGAGCCGGUGGAGGCGCAGGAGCUGGCAGUGGUGGGCCAGGGGGACCUGGCGGAUAUGGUGGAAGACCUGGUAGCCCUGGUGGAUAUGGUGGUUACGGCGGAGGAGCAGGUGGUGGUGCUGGAGGUGGUGGUGGAUCUGGAGCUGGUGGAGGAGCCGGAGCCGGUGGUCAUAGCGGUCCAGGGGGAACUGGGGGUUAUGGCGGAAGCCCUGGUAGUCCCGGUGGACCUGGUGGUGCCGGUGGAGAAGGUGGUGGUCUAGGAGGAAGUGGCGGAUAUGGUGGCAGACCAGGCAGCCCGGGUGGACCUGGCGGUUAUGGGGGAGGUGGCGGAGGUGGUGGAGGCGCCGGUGCUGGUGGAGGUGGUGGCCAUGGCGGAAAUCCAGGAGGCAAUAGCGGCUUUGGCGAUCUAGGCGGCCCCGGAGGACACAACAGUGACGCUGGAGCAGGAAGGGGCCCCGGAGGUUACCCCAGUGGACAUGGUGGCCCCGGAAUUUCUGGCAAACCUGGUGGCUCUAAUGGUAGUGGCAGUUCCGGCUUAGGUCCGUCGCCCUGUAAUUCUGGUUCCUGCAACAGUGGCAAGGGAUUUGGUUCUUUAAUACCAAAUUUUUCUGGUGCUGGAGCUUUUAGCAGUGCAAGUGCUUCUAGUUUUGCCACAGCUGGUAGUGGAGCUUUUGGAUUUGGUGCACCCGGCUUGGGAAGCGGUUGUUCAACUGGAAAAUGUGGCGGAAAUGGAGGCCAUGGCAAAUCUGGAGCCUAUGCCAGUGCCUCGGCUUCGUCGUCAGCCUAUGCUGGAGGCUAUUAACACAGACGAACAUUUUUCUUCAAAAAUACCGAAAUCUGUGUGAAACCAUGUUGUAUGUAUGUAUGU
Messenger RNA from Stomoxys calcitrans (stable fly), 2663 nucleotides. RefSeq lists its product as uncharacterized. The transcript is spliced from 2 exons. NCBI's taxonomy places the organism in Eukaryota, Metazoa, Arthropoda, Insecta, Diptera, Muscidae. The coding region runs from base 39 to 2597 and encodes 852 amino acids. The record is from RefSeq and is a predicted model, not a curated record.